This is a messenger RNA of Oryza sativa Japonica Group (Japanese rice), 1543 nucleotides long. RefSeq names its product bark storage protein A. Lineage: Eukaryota; Viridiplantae; Streptophyta; Magnoliopsida; Poales; Poaceae. Gene Ontology annotation, biological process: nucleoside metabolic process. The record is from RefSeq and is a predicted model, not a curated record. Gene Ontology annotation, molecular function: catalytic activity.
AGCUCAAGCUUCUCUGAUAAAAACCGACACUGAUGACAGACACAUCCAACAAUCUCAAUAUUACUAGUAGUUUAGUACCACCACUUGGCGGCCCUCUUUGAUCGCCGUACUCAUAUACUAUAUAUAUUAUACUAAAUUGGAGCACGCUGAUCACGUUCUGCAUCAACCGUACCAAUUACCAACUCCUUAAUUGGACUUUAAAGCUUGCUACUCAGCUGCUCUAAGCUCACACCGAUCCAGUAAUCGAGCUCCAGACAUCCAUCAAUGGCCAUGGAGCUCUCUAACCUGACGAGGUGCCAUCUGCCACUGCUCCUGCUCUUCCUGCUGGCAGGAUCCUCCUCCAUGGCUUUGCCAGUGCAUCCUGCAAUGGACAGGGUGAGAUGGCAGGUCGACAAGGUCAACCGGCGGGGCCAUUCCAUCGGGCUCGUCAUGUCGUACAUCGAUGAGGCCACUGCUCUUGAAUCCUCCGGCUACUUCAGACCUUGGCAUGUCCUCCCCUUCGUUGACCUCUACGGACGAAGGUAUCACAUCGGGAGUAUUAGAGGUGUCAAUGUUAUAUAUGCACUGACAGGACAACGCAGGUUAAAUGCGGCUGUGACUGUACAGACUCUCAUCGACGUCUUUACUGUGUCUGGCAUUGUUCAUUAUGGCACAGCAGGAAGUUCUAAUGAUUCAAUGUCAUUUGGCGAUGUCAGUGUCCCCAAAUUUGUUGCUUAUACAAGUGCUUGGACAUGGAAGAAGUUCAAAUCACCAAAAGAGUCGGAUACAGAACUUAGCUUUGGAGAUUUUACUGUCCCAAAUGGAGGAGAGAAUCUUCUAGGAGCUCUGAAAUUCAGAAAUGAGGAGCUAUACUCAGUGGGUAAGCCUAUGAAAGAAGUUUUCUGGUUACCUGUAGAUUCAGCAUGGUUCAAAAUCGCAGAAGGACUUAAGGUUUCACUUGAAAGAUGUAACGACACUUUCUGCUUGCCAACAACUCCAAAAGUAGUCUGUGGGCUAAAAGGAUCGUCAGCUGAUAUGUUUCUAGACAAUGCAGAAUAUAGGAAGUUCCUUUUCAGAGAAUUUGGUGUAUCAACAGUAGAUGAGGAGAGUGCAGCAGUGGUGAUGACAACAACAUCUCCUGGCAUACCUGUGAUUGUAUUCCGGGGAGUUUCUGAUUUGGCUGGAGGGGAGCCAACAUGGUCGUCAACAAGCCUGAUGAACCUGGCAUCUAUUAAUGCACUCAAAGUGGCAGUGGAGUUUAUUGCUACAGUCGGGAAACAGAAGUCAACAAUGUCAGCAGGAAGUGCUAAUAACUGAAGGAAAAAGAUCACAUCCAUGCUGAUCCAAUAAUGCCCUGGAAUAACAUUUUACAGCAGUAGCUGCAUUCAGAAUAAGAUGCUUUCCUGAGCUUCAAGUGCAUGUCCUCUCCCAUAAAGGAUAUUAGUGUUGAAUUAUUUUGUUGAAACUUGUAAGCAUGCAUGUGCGAUCAUUUUAUUGCAAAUGGAAUAGCAGAUGAUGUUGCUUUUUACGAAAAAAAACAAAUUACAUCAGUACGGUUUUUUAA